This is a messenger RNA of Ascoidea rubescens DSM 1968, 1464 nucleotides long. Its product is annotated as general substrate transporter. The transcript has 2 exons. The record is from RefSeq and is a predicted model, not a curated record. The coding region runs from base 1 to 1464 and encodes 487 amino acids. Gene Ontology annotation, cellular component: membrane. Gene Ontology annotation, molecular function: carbohydrate:proton symporter activity. NCBI's taxonomy places the organism in Eukaryota, Fungi, Ascomycota, Saccharomycetes, Ascoideales, Ascoideaceae. Gene Ontology annotation, biological process: transmembrane transport; carbohydrate transport.
AUGAAUAAAUCCAUUUAUCCAUUUGUCAAGACUUUAAUUAUAAGUGCUAAAAAACAAUGUUCUCUAAUCGCUACAUCUGUUGGUAUAAUUGCUGCUCUAGGUGGCUUUCUAUAUGGCUAUGAAACAGGUCUAAGUAAUAGUGUGCUAGCCAUGACUUAUGUCAAAGAAAACUUUGCUAAAAACCAUGAAUCCUUCUCUGCAAGGGAAUCUGCCCUCACAACUGCUACCCUCUCUUUAGGCACUUUAUUUGGUGCUUUAUCUUCCUCUGUUUUAGCAGAUUCAAUUGGAAGAAGAUCGACUAUCAUAUUAGCAACUUUACUAAUAUUCAAUAUCGGCACAGUUAUACAGUUAGUAGCUACCAAUGUUCCCAUCUUAUGUGUUGGAAGGACUGUAACCGGCUUUGGUCUCGGUAUAAUUAGUGCAGUUGUACCUUUAUAUCAAUCUGAAGUAUCUUCAAAAUAUGUUAGAGGUUCCAUAGUCUCUUUAUAUCAAUGGGCUAUUACUUGGGGAUUUUUAGCUUCAAGUGGUGUUGCUCAGGGCACUCAUUCCAGAAAUGAUUCUGGCUCCUACAGAAUCCCAAUAGGCUUGCAAUCCCUUUGGGCUAUUUUAUUAAGUAUAGGAAUGUACUAUCUACCUGAAUCCCCAAGAUACUACGUUAAAAAGGGCAAAAUAGUCGAAGCUGCAAUGUCUUUGUCAACUUUAAGAAAACUAAGUGCUGAAGACUACGAAAUAAUUGAAGAACUCGUAGAAAUUAAAGCUAAUCAUGAUUACGAAGAUUCAAUUCAAAUCAACUCGUUUUUACAAAUCUUUAAAAGCGGUAGAGGCCAUAGUAAACAGUUUUUAAGAAUCAUGACUGGAAUUUGUCUUCAAGCUCUACAACAAGCAACUGGUAUAAACUUUGUCUUCUAUUAUGGAGUCAAUUUUUUUAUAAACUCCGGCGUUCAAAACUCCUAUAUUAUAUCCUUUGUCACCUAUGCUGUUAAUGUUGUAGCGACGGUUCCUGGUAUCUUUAUGGUUGAAACCAUCGGUAGAAGAAAAUGUUUAAUUUAUGGUGCUCUACUAAUGUCGAUCUUCAACUUAAUCAUUGCAAUAGUUGGGGUCACCACAAACUCUGUCAUUGCUAAUAAAAUCAUGAUAGCUUUUGUUUGUUGUUUUAUAGCAACUUUUGCUUCCACUUGGGGUCCUGUUGUUUGGGUCUAUGUUAGUGAAAUUUACUCUUUAAAUGUUCGUGCAAAAGGUGUAUCAAUUGCAGCUGGAACUAACUGGCUAUUUAAUUUUGCCUUUGCUUUUGUUACUCCUUAUUUAUUAGAUCAAGGUAAUCAUACCGCUGCUUUAGGUACAAGUAUUUUUUUUAUUUGGGGUGGUUUAACUCUAGCUGGCGCUGUUUUUUCUUAUUUUGCCAUUUAUGAGACUAAAGGUCUAAAGUUAGAAGAAAUUGAUGAAAUCAAGAAAAUCAGAAUAUAG